Nerophis lumbriciformis (worm pipefish) is the source of this 1561-nucleotide messenger RNA. It is a transcript of the gene foxd3, whose product is annotated as forkhead box D3. Lineage: Eukaryota; Metazoa; Chordata; Actinopteri; Syngnathiformes; Syngnathidae. The record is from RefSeq and is a predicted model, not a curated record. Gene Ontology annotation, biological process: regulation of transcription by RNA polymerase II; cell differentiation; anatomical structure morphogenesis. Gene Ontology annotation, molecular function: DNA-binding transcription factor activity, RNA polymerase II-specific; RNA polymerase II cis-regulatory region sequence-specific DNA binding.
AAUAAGCGAGUUAAAAGUAAAAGUCGCCAUCUUGUACACAACUUGGACCGCAGCUGCAAGUUUGUCUUUUUUUUUUUUCGUCUUUUUUUUUUCCUGUGUGUGUGUGUGAAGAGAAGAAAAGUGAGAUGACCCUGUCUGGAGGCAGCGAGAGAGCCAGCGACAUGUCCGGCCAAACGGUGCUCACCGCCGAGGACGCGGACAUCGACGUGGUGGGCGAGGGGGACGAUGACGAGUGCAUGGAGCGGGACAGCAGCGAAGACGAGGCGGACAAGGAGGAGGUGACGUCCGGCGGCGGCGACGCGGCGGCGGCGAGUCCCGGCUGCGACGAGAGCUCCGGGGAGGGUAAAGGUGAGGCUCAUCAGGCCGGCGGCUCGCUCCAGAAGCCCAAAAACAGCCUGGUGAAGCCGCCUUACUCCUACAUCGCCCUCAUCACCAUGGCCAUCCUCCAGAGCCCCCAGAAGAAGCUCACCCUCAGCGGCAUCUGCGAGUUCAUCAGCAACCGCUUCCCGUACUACCGGGAGAAGUUCCCGGCGUGGCAGAACUCCAUCCGCCACAACUUGUCCCUCAACGACUGCUUCGUGAAGAUCCCCAGGGAGCCCGGUAACCCCGGGAAGGGCAACUACUGGACCCUGGACCCGGCUUCGGAGGACAUGUUCGACAACGGCAGCUUCCUCCGUAGGAGGAAACGCUUCAAGCGGGUUCAACCGGACAUCCUGCGGGACCAAACCGCGCUCAUGAUGCAAAGUUUCGGCGCGUACAGCCUCGGGGGUCCGUACGGGAGGCACUACGGCAUCCACCCGGCGGCGUAUUCCCAUCACCCGGCGGCGUUGCAGUACCCGUACAUCCCCCCGGUUGGACCCAUGCUGCCCCCGGGGGUUCCGCUCCUGCCCUCGGUGGAGUUGAACCGGAAAGCGUUCAACUCGCAGCUCAGUCCGGGUCUGCAGUUGCAGCUCAACAGUCUGAGCACGGCGUCCAUGAUCAAGUCCGAGCCGUCCAACAGACCUUCGUUCAGCAUAGAGAACAUUAUCGGCGUCUCCAGCGCGGCGUCCUCGGCUCAGGCCUUCCUGCGGCCUCCAGUGACGGUUCAGUCGGCCUUGCUGAGCGCGCAGUCCCUCUCUCUGACCCGGACCUCCGCUGCCAUCGCCCCGAUCCUCAGUGUUCCUUCCAGUAUUCUUUCCGGACACGUUUUACCCUCAGCGUCCAAAUGGCCCUCACAAUAACUUAAAAAAAACAAAACAAAAAAAAACUAUUUUUAUAUUGAGACAUUAAUACAAAGGGGAAAACGUGCAGUGAACCCAAGUAGGCAGCACUGGACUUUAUGAAGAUAUGUAACAUGAAAAAGGAAAUAUUUCUGUACAGGUAAUAUUUGUAAAUAUUUGUUUUUUUUAAACUUCUUUCAUUCUAUUCGUUAUGUCAUUAGUUUACAUUUUUUUGUAUGGAAGCAGGAAUGUGGAUAUUUUGUUUUGAUUUUUUUUAUUUUGUAUACGAGACACAAAAAGCUCUGAAAUAAUCUGUUUAUUAUAAAAUAAAAUAUCAAGUAUAUGUAAUUCUACGUAGCUAU